AUGACGACAAAUCACAAAAGCGCUGAAUGCGCUGCAACAUGCGUUAUGUUCAUGACUAGUGGUGUUUCCGGAGAGAAAUUGCACUUUAUGCAUCCGUAUAGGGUUCAGGAGAAGCCCAAAGAAGACAAGGAUUCCGAGCUGCCGCCCUCAUUUUAUUCACAAUUCAAUCAUCCGUCCAACGCGAAAACGAAAAAGCCGGUUCUUGCCGAAAUUCCAGACGACACUGGCAAAAUUAUGACAGAAUUCACGCUAACCACCGAUUUGCUCGGACAAGCGCUGAAUGUGGACCGAUCGAGCUGCAACAAGCCGUUUGAGCUGAAAAUCGACAAUUAUCGAUUUGUCGCGUGGCCGAAAAAGUGGAAAGCGCGCUCGAACGCGAUUUUUCACAUCUCCAUCGUUUUCGCGAUUCGCGCCAACAGCGAAAGCUACAGCGUCGAAGCGUAUCAGCGGUUGAGCAAAAAGUUGGCCGUCGCGUUCAUCGCACUUCAGCAAUCGGAAGGAUUCAUCGAGGAGCAGCAGAAAAUCAUGGACGACAUUGAUCAUGACGCGAAGAAUCCGUUCGAGAAGAUUCGGCAAAAGAGCAAAUUGGCUCGAACGCUCGUUGAUGUCUAUGAGGAUGUCAUUCGAACCGGAAAUAUUCAUAAAUAUGUAAAUAAUUUAAUCGAGAUCGGAUUUUGCGACGAAGCCUACUCACUAUCGCUAGCCAGCGUGAUGCCGAAGGGUCGAAGCGAGAUCGAGAAAAUCGUGCGCUCGAUUCGCCCCUACCACGGCAUCCUGUUGCUCGAGGACAUCGGACCGACGCCCGACGCGAAUCCAUCGGUGGCGCGUCUCAUUCGGCAUUGCAGUCCCGACCGAUCGAUUCUCGACAUGUCGACGGCGUCGGGAAUUCCGGUGCUCGAAGUGUUCAUGAUUGUGCGCCAUCUGCUCUUGUGGACACGCGCGAUACUGAUUUAUCCGUUGUGCAACACGAAUGUGUACACGUCGGCCACUAGUCCGCAGCCAUUGGAAACAAUGAUCGAGAAGUUUGCGCAACAAUUUGGAGCCAAUAUUCAUCUUGCCGCCGGAUUGGCUCAUUUCAAUCCGCCGGCAACACUCGGAUCGUUUGUGCGCUCCAAUCUUCCACUAUCCGAGCAGCAUGUUCGCGCCAAGUUGGUUGUGAUGCUUUUAAAGCAUCAAAUGCUAAUGCAGCUUCAUGUGUUUUUCUAUAUCAUCAAACCGUAUUCGAAUGCGAAAUGCCCGCGCCCGGGACGGCAUUGUCCAGAAGCAUUGAGGAAUAUGAUUAGCCGUAGCACAAUCGACGUCAACGUGCAAUCGAUUGUCGCCGAUAUAUGCGGACAGAUGCUUGAGACCGAGAGUUUGUCGCAAGUUGAAGAAAAAUUAUCGAAUUUCAUUGCAAUGGCGCCCUAUAUGAAUGGGAAUCAUCAUCUCGAAGAUAUCAAAUAUCAAUUAAAUUUGUCGAGAAACGUGUGCGAAAAUGUGAUAACAUCAUUCCAAUUAGUGAUCGCCAAGAUUCUACGUCCUGAUUUUAUAUCAGAAUGA
Messenger RNA from Caenorhabditis bovis, 1539 nucleotides. The record is from the annotation of a GenBank genome assembly. Lineage: Eukaryota; Metazoa; Nematoda; Chromadorea; Rhabditida; Rhabditidae.